Molecule: messenger RNA, 531 nt
Organism: Budorcas taxicolor (takin)
Lineage: Eukaryota; Metazoa; Chordata; Mammalia; Artiodactyla; Bovidae
Product: peptidyl-prolyl cis-trans isomerase A-like
Exons: 1
Coding region: 37-531 (164 amino acids)
Biological process (GO): protein peptidyl-prolyl isomerization; protein folding
Molecular function (GO): peptidyl-prolyl cis-trans isomerase activity
Source: RefSeq, a predicted model, not a curated record
ACGCCGCCACCCUGGAGCCUCCUUUGCUGUCUAGCCAUGGUCAACCCCACCGUGUUCUUCGACAUCGCUGUCAACGGCGAGCCCUUGGGCCGCAUCUCUUUUGAGCUGUUUGCUGACAAAGUUCCGAAGACAGCAGAAAACUUUCGUGCUCUGAGCACUGGAGAGAAAGGAUUUGGUUAUAAAGGUUCCUGCUUUCACAGAAUAAUUCCAGGAUUUUUGUGCCAGGGUGGUGACUUCACACGCCAUAAUGGUACUGGUGGCAAGUCCAUCUAUGGCGAGAAAUUUGAUGAUGAGAAUUACAUUCUGAAGCAUACAGGUCCUGGCAUCUUGUCCAUGGCAAAUGCUGGCCCCAACACAAACGGUUCCCAGCUUUUCAUCUGCACUGCCAAGACUGAGUGGUUGGAUGGCAAGCAUGUGGUCUUUGGCAAAGUGAAAGAGGGCAUGCAUAUUGCGGCAGCCAUGGAGCGCUUUGGGUCCAGGAACGGCAAGACCAGCAAGAAGAUCACCAUUGCUGACUGUGGACAGAUCUAA